AUGAGAAGCAUCGGACGUCUCAACGCCUGCCGGCACCAUCAACCUUUUGAAAAAGGAUCUAAAGUAACCAGUGAUUUCCUUUGCUGUUAUCUCUCCAAAGAUGAAGCAUGUCAGUGCGACGGCUGGGAGCCACAUGGAGGAAAGUGCUACUUCUUCUCCUCGGUUACUUUAACCUGGAAUCAGGGUAGAAGACAAUGCACAUCAAGGAGAGGAGACCUGGUUGUGAUAAACAACAGAGAGGAGCAGGAAUUCCUGGAGUGUAGACUGAGAGGAAAAAUGAACAAACCUGAGGACAAGUUCUGGAUCGGACUGACAGACUCAAAGAACGAGGGUGAAUGGCUUUGGGUGGACAACACACGACUGGAUCCAAGUUUGACGUUUUGGCGUGACGGCGAGCCUGACAACUGGAGAGGGCUGAAUUCUGAUGGAGAGGACUGUGUGAGGAUGGGGGAGGAAUACCUGAAGUCCUGGGUCGAUAUAUCCUGCGAAUCGCCUCAAAAAAAUAUUUGUGAGAAAUAGGGUUGCAAGGGCGU
Hippoglossus stenolepis (Pacific halibut) is the source of this 533-nucleotide messenger RNA. RefSeq names its product C-type lectin domain family 4 member E-like. The record is from RefSeq and is a predicted model, not a curated record. NCBI's taxonomy places the organism in Eukaryota, Metazoa, Chordata, Actinopteri, Pleuronectiformes, Pleuronectidae.